CGGAGCGCGCGCACGCACGCUACGCACGCACGCGCCGAGACACGCUCCCUCCCUCGCGCGCUCUCUCUCUCAGCCCCCUCCCCCCUCUCCCGAGCGGCGUUGCUUGUGCGACCGAAGGGGAGGGAAGAUGGCGGCCGGCGGCAGUGGCGGCGGCAAGGCCUCCUCCUCGUCGUCGUCUUCGUCGUCGUCUUCUACUUCGUCGUCGUCCUCCGCUGUCGCGGGCGGCGGGGGCGGGCCGGCCUCGUCGUCGUCGUCGUCCGGCCCGCUGGAGGCGUCCCUGGACAGGAAGCUGCAAGGGGUGACCAACACCAUGGAGUCCAUCCAGGGCCUGUCGUCGUGGUGCCUGGAGAACAAGCGGCACCACAGCACCAUCGUCCACCACUGGAUCAAGUGGAUGCGCAGAUCUGCCUUUCCACAUCGGCUGAACCUUUUCUACUUGGCCAAUGAUGUCAUCCAGAACUGCAAAAGGAAAAAUGCGAUUGUGUUCCGUGAAUCGUUUGCCGAAGUGCUCCCGGAGGCCGCCGCUUUGGUGAAAGAUCCAUCAGUCUCCAAAUCUAUAGAAAGAAUCUUUAAAAUCUGGGAAGAUCGAAAUGUGUACCCAGAAGAAACCAUCAUCUUACUGAAAGAAGCUUUAAAGACUCCUAAAGGGCAUCCCAUAAUCUCAGACUGCAAAACAAAAAACAAAACAAAACAAAAAUGUUUUCCAGGUUCCACUUUCAAAGCUCAGAAGCAGCAGAAAGAAACUCAGAGCAAACAGCCAACUAAGUCAUGGAAGAAACCGCAAACCUCUACAAAUCCCAAAGCUGCACUGAAGUCCAAGAUAGUUGCAGAAUUUCGACCGCAGUCCCUGGUUGAUGAGCUGCUCUGCUACAAGCGGUCCGAGGACCAGAUAGAGCUGAAGGAAAAGCAGCUCUCCACCAUGCGAGUCGACGUCUGCAGCACCGAGACUCUGAAGUGCUUAAAAGACAAAACAGGGGGAAAGAAAUUCUCCAAGGAGUUUGAGGAGGCGAGUGCCAAGCUGGAAGAGUUUGUCAACAGCCUGGGCAAGCAGGUGAAAAGCGGCCCAUCCUUGACAGAGGUGCUCGAGAACGCGGGGAUCUUCUACGAAGCGCAAUACAAGGAGGUCAAGGUGGUGGCAAAUGCUUACAAGACCUUUGCUAACAGAGUGAACAACCUCAAGAAGAAACUGGAUCAGCUGAAGGCGACGCUUCCUGACCCUGAAGAAUCGCCAGUCCCCUCCCCGAGCAUGGACGCCCCCUCCCCGACUGGCUCGGAGUCUCCCUUCCCUGGGAUGGGGGAGGACGACAACUCCCCUGGUCCAGGGCCAGAAAGGGAGAAGUCUCCGACUCCAGAGCCCGCAACGGACAAUCGUGAUGUGGAGGAUAUGGAGCUCUCCGAUGUGGAGGAGGAGGAGGAGGCCCCAAAGAUCAUUGUGGACGAACGGAAAGAGAAGCCGGCUGUUUCAACAAUGCCCCCUGCAAAGAUGGUUGAAAGCAUCCCGAAAAUGUCUCCUUCCACGACAGCUGCAGCAGCAGUAGCAGCAGCAGUGCCACCACCGCAAGCAGCAGCAGCAGCAGUAGCAGCAGUGCUACCUGCUCCGGGUGUGGCAACGCUGGCUCCAAGCCCCAUCACCCCUCUGACCCCUAAGCCGGCUACCCCAGCAGCACCCCUUCCUCAGUCCCCUGCCCUCGCCUUGCCGAACCUUGCCAAUGUGGAUUUGGCUAAGAUCAGCUCCAUUCUCAGCAGCCUCACCUCGGUGAUGAAGAACACAGGCGUCAGUCCUGCCUCGAGACCUUCUCCUGGCACCCCAGCCAGCCCAACGACACUUAUGAGCGGUCUGAAGACCACAGGGAUGGGCCCCCUGACUGCCCCUCCAAACCCUUUGGCCAAUAUCUUCUCCAAAGUCGAGAUCACCCCCGAAAGUAUCCUCUCGGUGCUCUCCAAGAGCCAGAGCCAGUCUGCACCAGGCCUGCAAGGUCUGUCCUCGUUCCUCCAGAGUGUGGCUGGGAACACAGCCCAACCCACCGAGAUGGCAUCCCAGAGUUCGUCGGCAUCGCCGGCCAACACGACAGCUUCUUCUGUAAAAGGAAGGAACAUUUCCUCUAAUACUCAGCCCUUCAUGCCCCAGAGUUUUGGCUAUUCUCCAAAUUCCUCCUCCUCGGCUGAGGUCUCUUCCACCUCGGUCAACAAGGUUCCUUCUGGGCACAGUGUGGGGCUCCCCAGUUCCAGUUUCAAGCCUCCCACAAAUUCCUUGGGGUUCUCUGGCUCCCACAAUGUCAGCCCUUCCCUUCGGCCGGCUGAGAACCCCACGAGCCAAUCCUCCGAGCUGGCGGAGGCCAAGCUCGAGUCAGAACCCCCGUCCCCGAGUCUGGAAAUGAAGAUACACAACUUCCUGAAGGGGAACCCAGGUUUCAGUGGCUUGAACCUCAACAUCCCCAUUCUGAGCAACCUGGGGUCUGCCGCUGCACCCCCCGAGAGCCAGUCGUCGUCCUCCGAUUUCAACCGCGGACCCACAAGCACCUCUAUGGACAGCAUUGAUGGGACCCCCGUCAGGGACGAAAGGAGCGGGACUCCGACUCAGGAUGAGAUGAUGGACAAGCCGUCAUCCAGCAACGUGGACACCAUGUCACUGCUGUCAAAGAUCAUCAGCCCCGGAUCCUCUACUCCGAGUAGCACAAGGUCACCCCUUCAAAGACAGGAUGACAGCUACCCCCAAGAACUGUCCAACUCUGUGUACAGGUCCUUCAGCUUGAGCCGAGAUUCUCCAGCCAGCAUGUACAAGCAGUCCUCCGAUGGGAUAGAGUUGCCUUCCUCUUUAAUGGACUCCCCGCAAGAGAAGUUCUACCCAGACACCUCAUUCCAGGAGGAUGAAGAUUACCGUGACUUUGAUUACUCUGGCCCACCGCCUUCUGCUUUGGUGAACCUGGAGAAGCAGCCAGGAAAGUCAAUCCUGAAGUCCAGCAAGCUUUCUGACCCCUCUGAGUACCCGUCUGUUCUGUCGAGUUACGGUCAAUGUGCCUCCGGCUUUGGCCUGAAAUCUGCUUUCCCCCAGUCAAUGAGAGCUCUCCACGACCAGAGCGAAAGCUGUGACCCUUUGCCUUCGCCUGGAAUGUACGGAGGAUACGGUUUGCGGGGAAAUGACUCUGGCUCAGAUGCUUCGCCUACGCCAAGCAAGAACGAUGUCUUUUUCCCACCGGAUUCCAAUCACAACAGCUUGUCCAAACCCAUGCCUCAGAAGCAGUAUCCGGAUUCCCCUCACUUGGUCCCUCAAAGGUCGCUUUUCUCCCCCCAGAAUGCGCUCCUGGCCCCAGGCAGUAGACUCCCCACAAGCAACACAGACAAGCCUGUUGUGUCUUCCAUCUCAGCCACUUCAACCAUUGAGUUCAAGAACAUGCUGAAGAACGCCUCCCGCAAGCCCUCGGACGAGAGCAAGCAUUUUGGCCAGGUUGCAAAAGGGGGCCUCAGCGACAGCACAGGCCUGUCCGGCCUUGGCCAGGUGGGGGUUCCUCCAGGUGGGGAGCAGCAGAAGCAGCAAGAGGAGCAUUACCGGAUCGAGACCAGGGUGUCGUCAUCCUGCUUAGAUUUACCCGACAGCACCGAAGAGAAGGGAGCCCCCAUCGAAACGCUGGGCUACCACAAUGCCUCCAGCAGGGGCAUGCCUGGCGAGCCCAUUCAGACAGUAGAGUCCAUAAGAGUCCUUGGGAAAGGGAGCAGAGGCCAUGGGCGAGAGACCCCCAGAGCGGGGUGGUUUGAGUUGAGCAGCGCAGGUAGUACCUUCGAUAACGGUCCUUCGGGUACGACGGAGAUGCCCCCCAUGGGAACCGGCGGCGGUGGUGGCAGUGGUGUGUCCGGCUUCCAGACCCAGUACAAAGACCAUGGGCCGCCGUUCCAGGAGAACGUCAACAACUUCAGACCCGGCGGCUUUGCCGCUGCCACCUUCGACCGCCACGUGCCGCCCCCUUCCCUUGAGCACGGGGCGUCUUUCCCCAUGGACCAAAUUGGGCCGCCUCCCCCCACAGGGCCUCAGUCCCUGCCUCCGAAGGAUCUCGGCAGCCUUUUCUCUCGGGACCACUCAGUCCCCCCGCCCCGGAUGCCGUCGGUGGAUCACACCGGCCCUUUCUCAAAGGAAGCCGCCUCCCCGCUCGGCCUGCCCCACGGCGUCCCGCCUCCCCCUUCCUUGGAACGCAGUGGGGUGCCGUUCCCCACCCAGCCGCCCCCUCCUCUCCCCGGGGAGCACGGCAGCGUCCCGUUCUCCAGCCCGCCGCCCCCUCCCGGGGACCUUGGACUCCCAUUCCCGGCUCCCCCUCUAGCCACCGAGCGCCAGAGCCCCUUGGCCGUGCACCAGGGGACAAUGAAGGAGCAUUUUAGCAUGCCAUCGGGAGCAUCUCGGGACCAGCUGGGCCAGGGGCAGCGCGACCACGGCGGCCGGGCGAGAGAGAACAUGGGCCUGGGCACCCUCCCAAGAGAUCCUCUGGGCGCAGCCCUUAACAUCAGCUCCUCUGUCCCACCUCACCGGGACGCCACAAACCGAGGCGGGCUGGGGAUUAGAAACCAGAGGCCGGAUUUCCGACCCAGGGAAUUGUUCUUAAACAGAGACCCCUUUAACAGUUUAAAAAGGCCUCGGCCCCCCUUCGCCAGGGGCCCCCCCUUCUUCGCACCAAAACGUCCCUUCUUCCCUCCCAGGUACUGAAUGAAGGUGUUCCAGAACUUUCUAGAGAGCGGUGGAAGUGACAUGUUCACUUUUGUUUUAUUUUUAAAAUCUUUUCUUUAAAAACAAGAACAACAAACUAACCUGCCCCUUAAAGGGCCCCACAACAUUUUUCGUUGUCAAUUAAGGUAUGUUCUGUACUUCAGUGCAUUUAUUGCAUCCUCCCCCCGCCCCCAUUUUCAUUCUCUUUGCUUGUUUGGAGGGGCUUUUUAGUUGAUGGCCUAAAUUUAGAGAGUGAAUUUUGGUUUUGCUUUCCUUUUUUGCAGAAUAAUUAAAAAACUAACCAUAAAGUGAUCGUAGAAAUAAAGAAUUUUCAGUUCAUGAAACAUAGGGUUUGGGACUCCCCUAGCAUUGAAGUGAGAGUUAGGAGAAAAGAUCAUUUUCCCAAAUACAAUUUAGGAAGAGAAAAGGUCCAAGAAGUCAAAGCUUGCCUUUCAUGCUGUUGCUUUUAACUCUUCCUGUGCCUCUUUUCCUUUUGGGGAGUCAGAAUUACUCUCCCCGCACCCUUCAAUGGCCUGGGCUGAUUCUUCAUGGGCACAUUUAGUAUUUGCUUGAGUCAACCGUAGGGGAAAGGGAAGGAUUUGCUAUUUCUGUGCACCUGUUAACCCCUUUUUCUUGCUUCCUUGCAGCCCUUUCGGUUCUUAAAGUUCUCAUACAUUUCUCAGAUUGGCAAAGGGAUGGGAAUGGGAGAAGCCCAUGCCAGAAUAACUCCACUUUGCCUGGGGUCUUAAGGGCUUUAAGGAGAUUGUUAUCUGGAGACAGGUUAUACACAGGGUGAGUAAUGGGCAAAUUCUCUCCGGGUGCUUAUAGCCGGCUGAGGCUGCUAGAGUCAUUUUGAGGGGGCAGGGAGCAGGUAUGGCCCAAGCUCUCCCCCUGGUCACCUUCCUCUUGAAGCCAGCCAUGCAUUGCCAAAGGCUGCUGCGUUUCAAUCCCUCCCUCACCCCCAAAUCAUAAGAGGGCAGGAUUUGGCCAGCACUCUGCUGAGAGUUGCCAAGCUCUCCUGCUUUUUCUGAACUUAGUUUGUGCAGAUAGCGAGCUUUGCACUCUUUAAGGAGAGGAAUGGGCAAGGAGAUGUCAUCAGUCAGUGAAAACGGCCUGGUGUCUACAGUUAAUGAGUAGCAGUUUAUGCAGGGCAUCUGUGCCUCAGCAGACACAGUGGUCUAGUCAAUUUCAGCUCCCUUCAAUUGGGUUCCACGGAGAAUGGCUGUACCUGAUGCCAGGCGAUUCCUGCUUCCUUCUGCUCAAGUCUUUUCCUGCUUUCCCUCCCCCAAAAUCCCUCCUCGUGAGCUGAGCUGUUCUCAAGUUGCCAGAUGACCUCCACCCCGAUUCUCUACUCUACUGUCUCCCCUCCUACCUGUGACCUGCCCAUUUGCCUCCUUAUUUUUCUCUCAACACAGUUGUGGGCAUAGAUGACUUUUCUGUAAAAACUGGGAUUCACUUAAUAGCCACGUUUCCUUUAAGGCAACAGGAAAGUUGCAUUUUAAAAAUAUUGUUAGGAAUAAUCUGCUAUUCUGUGCAUUUGAAACAAUAUUCCAUAGCUCAUGUGUGCACAGUUUUCCUUUUUAAAAAACUACAUAGCAUGAACAGUUUUUAUAUAUCCGGUAGAUCUUGAAGGUCCAGGGGUUAUGAAGAGUUUGGUUUUAUUAAAACCUGACAGUUUUAAAAUGCCAAGGCUUUAAGGGGGGGUAGUUUUCCCUACAGUCCUCCUUGAUCCACCUAAUCUGGGUGAUGUAUACUUCCAGGUUUUUCCCCCUGAAAAAUUAAUUUUAGUGAAUGGCAAACCUCAAAAGGGUAGACUCUAGUUCAUUCAGAUCCUGUUGUUCUGAUCCCCACCCGCAAGCAGAAGAGAUUGUCACUAUCCAUAUUAGGGGUUUAUGACUAGCAGUUCUUGAGUUCAUCUCUUACCAGGAAGCAGGAAAGUCAAGUUUAAAUCCUCUCACAAGCUGAUUGUGCACCUGGCAGGACCCCUCUCAAAGAUCCCUGGGAGCUACUGGCUUGUGAGCACAGAAACAUUAACACCCCUCCCCAGAACUGAAAUUCCCAGAAGUCCUUGCAGGGAGGGGGUACCCAUCUGGAUAAACCAGCUUAACCCACCUGUCAUUCAGAACAAAACAUAUCUCCCCCCCCCCCCGCUUGUGACACGAGGGAGCUAACAACAGUCUGUGGCUAAUCUGUACAGCUAAUCUCUCUCUUAACUGCAUGACUUUUGGUGCCACUCUAGAUAAGUUUUUCAUCUUUAGACAUUUGGGAGGUUUUGUGGGUCUACUCCUCCCCCCUGAGAAACAUCACUUACUUGCAUUAUGCUGUAUAUAAACCCACGGGGCCGAAAUCCAUCACAGCUUUCUCCCGCGUCAGACUAGUUCGUUUUGACGUGGCCUGCUCAGCAGAGCUUUCUUGUGAAGCGUCCCCCAAGCCGGCUUCUUAGAUUUUUCACGGUUUUGUUCAGACAGGCUUCACAAUUUGCAGAGGGACUCAAAACCAAUAUUGAAACGAGCAAAGGUGGUUUGGCGGCGGCGGCACAGUUUUCUUUAUUUUUCCUUCCUAGGAGAAUAGAAUGUGAAACUACUUAUUUCUGCUGCUCUCUUUCUCUCUGUGGCGAUUCCAUUGAUCCUUUAAAAAAAAGAAAAUUAACCCGUGGGCGAUGAAAGCACCCUCAAGAACUAACCGCUACUCAAAUUGCCACAGAAUGCUAAGAUUUGGGGGUGCCAUUGUGUGUUGGGGGGGAGGGCUUCUUGCAGGAAAAGGGAACCUGUAAGAAAGACAAAAAAUAUUUUAAUGGUAAGAGCUCUGUGUCUUUCCCUCUUCUCUCCCAAUUCUCAUAUUCUCUCUCUCUCUCAUCCAUAUAUAUAUAUAUAUAUAUAUAUAUAUAUAUAUAUAUAUAUAUAAUGAGAGAUUUUGUGCUUUUACUUUAAGAUGUUCACAGUUAGCAAUGUACAUAUGUGUGUGUAAAAACAAAACAAAAAAGGUUAGGUUGUUGGACAGGAAGGAUUUCCCUGUCUCUGGUUUCUUCACACGCCCUUUUCCCUUUGCUGUUACUUUUGUAUUUCACCUGACAAGGAGAGAAACAAAAUGGAAAUAAGAAAUAAACAUGUAUUUUUUAAGGAAAACCUUAGUCUCUCUCAUGAAGGGCAGAAUUUCCUAGGAGAUGAAGGGAGGCACAGAAGUCCCUUCCCCCCUCCCCCGCUUGCUUUCCAGCUGUUUUGGAAAGGGGGGGUGACUGGCGGGGGUUGAAAGUAUCCCGUUUGUGGAACCCACUUCUAAUUGAUGACAAAAAAGUAACUUUUAUGACAGAUCUUUAUAGGGGUGGGGGGACAGCACCUCCCCAGAUUUCUUGGUGUCCGUUCUUCCUCUGGUGCAGUUCCCCUUAGAUAUGCAUUUUGACCUUCCAAGACAAAAUUACUUGCGUAGCACAGGGGAAAUAUUAGCAUAUUUCAUUCUGGGGUGGGGGGGGCACGUGGCACAUUUGCAGAGCAGAAUCUUGGGUGGGGGGGGUAGCUUUCAGGGUUGGGGAACGCGAGGGAACCUGCUUCCCAUAUUAAGAGAGCAGGUGUUUUGGGGAUACACCCCAUUCCCCCCCAGAAGUGUGUGGCUGUGCUACCAUUUUGGAAGGGGGAAAAAAUACUGUACAUAAUUGAUGUGCUUUUCAUUUUCUUUGUGUGUGCCUGUUUUAAGAGGAGGGGCGGGGAGAGUUUAAUCUUUGUUGGCUUGGUUUUAUUUUCAAGUGUUUUCUUGUGGGGGAGUUGCGG
This is a messenger RNA of Zootoca vivipara (common lizard), 8454 nucleotides long. RefSeq names its product regulation of nuclear pre-mRNA domain containing 2 (gene RPRD2). Lineage: Eukaryota; Metazoa; Chordata; Lepidosauria; Squamata; Lacertidae. The record is from RefSeq and is a predicted model, not a curated record. Gene Ontology annotation, biological process: mRNA 3'-end processing. Gene Ontology annotation, molecular function: RNA polymerase II C-terminal domain binding.